Benincasa hispida (wax gourd) is the source of this 1578-nucleotide messenger RNA. RefSeq names its product SWIB complex BAF60b domain-containing protein. NCBI's taxonomy places the organism in Eukaryota, Viridiplantae, Streptophyta, Magnoliopsida, Cucurbitales, Cucurbitaceae. The record is from RefSeq and is a predicted model, not a curated record.
GUCUUUCCACUCUCACAGAAAAGAGAGAGAAAGGAAGAAGCAGAGACAUAAAGGGAGAGAGAAAGAGAAGCAGAGAGAGACAGAGAGAGAGUUCUUGAGAGAGAGAGAGAGAGAGAAGGACCGUUAAUUUCCGUUAAUAUAUGAAGCAAUUUUGAGAGCUACAAGAAGCUAAAAUGGUUACAGACCAAGAGCUUUCUCAAGCUAUACAAUGUCUUCUUCGCGACUCUGCUUCUGCUACAAACCCUAACCCUCUUUCUUCCUUAAACGCUGUCGUUCAGGAGUUGCAGACCAAGCUUGGCCUUGACCUCUCUCAUAAGGUCGAUUUCAUUCAUGCCCAGAUCCAAUUUAUCCUUCGUUCUCAUCCUCAACAACCCCAUCCGUAUCAUCAUCACCACCAUCAACAACUACCCUCUUCGCAGAAAGACCUCUUUGCCCUUCAUCAAAGCCCUAAUUUCCAAUCUGCGCCUUCCCCUACUUCCUCUGCUUUUCACACUUUCACUGCUCAGCUUCCGCCGGCCAAGGCGGAAUCCGCCGUCUCUCCCACUGUUCCGGGUUCUGACCCGCCAAAGGAAAGCAGUACUCAAACCAAAACUAAGAGAAGAGGAGGCCCGGGGGGUCUAAACAAGCUUUGUGGUGUUUCUCCUGAACUUCAGGCUAUUGUUGGCCAACCAGAAUUGCCAAGAACUGAGAUAGUGAAACAGCUAUGGGCGUACAUCAGAAAAAACAACCUACAGGAUCCAAGUAACAAGAGGAAAAUAAUAUGCAAUGAUGAGUUGCGGUUGGUAUUUGAAACAGACUGCACUGACAUGUUCAAAAUGAAUAAGUUGCUAGCCAAACACAUCAUUCCUCUCGAACCUACUAAACCAUCAAGUUCUAAGAAGGCUCGAGUGGAGAAUGAAUCUGCAGUUGGUGUAAAAGGUGCAGAACCCAGUAUAUGUCCUUCUGUGAUUAUAUCUGAAGCUCUAGCAAAUUUUUUUGGUGUCGACGGAAGGGAGAUGCUCCAAUCAGAGGUUCUGAGACGCAUAUGGGAAUACAUAAAAGUGAAUCAUCUUGAGGACCCUCUGAACCCGAUGGCGGUCUUGUGCGAUGGAAAACUUCGAGAACUGUUUGGUUGUGAAAGCAUUUCUGCACUGGGAAUCCCAGAAGUUUUAGGCCGCCACCAUAUAUUUAGGAGAUCAUGAUAGCUAAUCUUCUAGGAUGAUCGAACGGUGUUAGCGACUUACAUAUCGGGGCAGUGUUUGGAAAAGUCUGGUUUUUUUCACCCUUCCCUCUCUUAAUGUUGUAAUCAGUAAUGAUAAUAUUUUACUUUUGGAUCUUAUGGUAAGGUAAAGGUGUGAACUUGGGGAAGUAAGAUGAAGUAAGAUGGGGGCUUGUGGCAGAGUUUAUUUUGCAAUUGCCUGCCAAGUCCUUGGGUUUCCAUUUGUCUGACUUGGUAUUUAGGAUAGAGUGACCCUGAGAGUUUCUAACAUCCAUCAUACACUACAGAUGAUGGGUAAAGUAAAAUUAUGUUAUGUACUCACUAGUUUGUUAAAUAUAUAUAUAUAUAUAUAUAUAUAUAUAUGUUUUUAUGUAGUAAAA